CAACUGUUUCAGUCUAACAAUAAACCCCCUCAAACUCAUUAAAGAUUUCGUUUGCAGUCAGUCAUGCCUUAUGAAAGUGUCAGCUAUGAUUUCGAGAUCACGACUGGUGGGCUAGGGACAAAGAGACAUCAGGCAUUCAUGAAAGAGUUCGAAAACACGGGGGCUUCCCGAUCCUACACGCUCAAGGUGCAAGAUGACAAAGCCUGUCUAACUCUUAAGUCUAUGGCGCCCCUCCAUUCCAGCGGCAUCCCAGAGGAUUUCAUGGCUUUGUCUGAUUGGUGGAAUAUAUACGGCCAGAACAUAAGCAAUGAUGUGUCAAAAGCAAAUGGAUCGACCUCUCUUGGCGUUUAUCAGGGCCCUGAUGGGCAAAAUUGGAUAGAUGGAAGCUGGACACGCUCCUAUGGAGAGUACAACAAGGAAGAUCGUAACAAGCGCGUGCAGCAAGCCCAACAAGAAUAUCCAGGCGCCAAAAUUCACGCCGACCCAUACGCUUGCAAUUUCAAACUGAUCGGAUAACUUGUCCAUUUUCGAGAACCAAAUCCCUUCGGACUUGGAACACUCGAGAACCUCCUCAAGCAAACGAUCACAUCUCAAACAUCUGUCCUGUCCCUCGCCGAUUCCCUAUGAAUUGUUAUGAGAUGACCCUACAGGCGGCUAGGAGGACCGGACUGGGAAGGUCAGACGAAGGAAGAAGAAUACUGGAACAGCCUCGCUGGCAAGGCUGACAGGUCACGUGAGGGCGCUCUGGGAUCUGUGUUCUGUCUGCUCUCUCUUCGCAGAGCACAGAGCACGGAUCAGGCAGAGCAGGGAACCACCGAAAAGGCUAUAUAGUUACGACUCACGACUCCAUAGUUCUAUAGUUUCCUUCUUCCGUAGUCAACUCAUGUUAUCAACUGCGAAAUACUGUUGUGACCCUUGAGCCCUCCAGGGUCCUGGGUGUCAUGGGUUAAACCCAAGGGAGUAACUACUCAGUUCAAAGAACCAGCGUCGACAGCAA
Molecule: messenger RNA, 997 nt
Organism: Cladophialophora immunda
Lineage: Eukaryota; Fungi; Ascomycota; Eurotiomycetes; Chaetothyriales; Herpotrichiellaceae
Exons: 2
Coding region: 64-516 (150 amino acids)
Source: RefSeq, a predicted model, not a curated record